Molecule: messenger RNA, 774 nt
Organism: Lottia gigantea (owl limpet)
Lineage: Eukaryota; Metazoa; Mollusca; Gastropoda; Lottiidae
Exons: 4
Coding region: 1-774 (257 amino acids)
Biological process (GO): double-strand break repair via homologous recombination
Cellular component (GO): Slx1-Slx4 complex
Molecular function (GO): 5'-flap endonuclease activity; crossover junction DNA endonuclease activity
Source: RefSeq, a predicted model, not a curated record
AUGGUUCAAGAAGUGGAAGCUUUCUUCGGGGUUUAUCUCCUGUAUAAUCUGAACCCCAAAUAUAAGGGGCGUGUCUACAUUGGUAAAACCACUGACCCUAAUAGACGUAUACAUCAACAUAAUACUGGGGCUAAAGCUGGAGGCGCUUGGAAAACUGACGGCAAGGGGCCAUGGGAAAUGGUGCUGAUAAUCCAUGGUUUUCCUGAAGCUGUUUCGGCCCUCAGAUUUGAAUGGGCAUGGCAGCAUCCUAAAAUUUCUAGAAGAAUUCGACACCUUCCUGCUAAAAGAAAAUCAGAGAAAUCUUACGAUUUUCAUUUCCGUGUUGUAUCAGAAAUGUUAAGAACUGCUCCUUGGAAUCGAUUGGCUUUGACGAUACGUUGGUUAAAUCAAGAGUUCCGAUUGGAUUUCUCACCUACAACUCCUCCCCCUAAUCACAUGCCCAUUGAGUUUGGACCAAUCAUGUGUAAGAAGGUGGGAGGUAAAAAGAAGAAGACCAAUGAAAAGACAGGAGAUGAUGAGAGUGACAGUUUGAUGCUGGAGUUUUGUGACGUCUGUUAUAAAAGAAUUCAGAAGGAAGACGUAAAAUUGAGUUGUUUACACCCAGAAUGUUUCAUGAAGUCACAUAUUAUAUGUCUGGCACGAGUGUUCCUAGGCAACGCUGAUCAUGUGAUACCAAUUGAAGGCCAGUGUCCUAAAUGUGACGCCAUAUUGAUGUGGGGAGAGCUAGUCCGCCAGCGUCAAGGUUGUCAUAGAAAUCUUCAGAAAGAGGUAUAG